Messenger RNA from Aaosphaeria arxii CBS 175.79, 714 nucleotides. RefSeq names its product L30e-like protein. Gene Ontology annotation, cellular component: box H/ACA snoRNP complex. The transcript has 2 exons. The coding region runs from base 1 to 714 and encodes 237 amino acids. The record is from RefSeq and is a predicted model, not a curated record. Lineage: Eukaryota; Fungi; Ascomycota; Dothideomycetes; Pleosporales. Gene Ontology annotation, biological process: rRNA pseudouridine synthesis; snRNA pseudouridine synthesis; ribosome biogenesis. Gene Ontology annotation, molecular function: box H/ACA snoRNA binding.
AUGGGCAAGGAUUCCGCCGACAAGAAGCUCAAGAAGGACAAGAAGGAGAAGAAGGAGAAGCGCACCUCCGACGCCGACGGCAUCGUCAAGGCCUCCAAGAAGAGCAGGAAGAGCGUCAGCAAGAACGAUGUCUCGGACGCACUCGAGGCAGAGCUCGAGAAGGGCGAGGACAGCACCAUGAUCAGCGUCGUCGACGGCGAUGUCACCAUGGCUGACGGCGACGACAACGACUCUGCUGUCGAUGUCAAGACGGCGCUCGUGCCGUUCGCGUACCCGCUUGCUGAGGAGAGCAAGGAGGUUAAGAAGAUCCUUAAGACGGUGAAGAAGUCCGCCAAAUCCAAGACCCUCCGCCGCGGCGUCAAAGAAGUCGUCAAGGCGCUCCGCAAAUCCUCGGCCAACGGGCCCUCCUCCUCGGGCACCAGCUCCCCCACCGCCAUCGUCAUCAUCGCCGCCGACAUCUCGCCCAUGGACGUCAUCUCGCACAUCCCCGUGCUCUGCGAAGACCACAACAUCCCGUACAUCUACGUCAAGUCGCGCGCCGAGCUCGGCGAGGCCAGCGCGACGAAGCGGCCGACCAGCGUCGUCAUGGUCGCCAAGGACAGGACGAGCAAGAAGGCAAAGGACGUCAAGGAGGGCGAUGCCGACGAGUUCGACGAGGCGUACGCUGAGCUCGUCAAGCUCGUCGCCAAGGCGAGCAAGACUGUCAAGAAAUGA